This is a messenger RNA of Pimephales promelas (fathead minnow), 1221 nucleotides long. It is a transcript of the gene ttc9b, whose product is annotated as tetratricopeptide repeat domain 9B. Lineage: Eukaryota; Metazoa; Chordata; Actinopteri; Cypriniformes; Leuciscidae. The record is from RefSeq and is a predicted model, not a curated record. Gene Ontology annotation, molecular function: protein binding.
UCGUGAUCCACAGUAGCACCAUCAUCAUCAUCUCCCCACGAUUAAUUCCUUCCCAUAAUGCCUCGCUCUAGUCGUUGUCGCUGUCUGUGGUGCUGAAGCUGCUGUGGCCGGAGGCACGAGUCGUCCUCCUCCUCCUCCUUCAGCAUCUCCUCCACGUUACCAGAGACACCCGUCAUCUAUUUGUUUACGUGCUUUGUCUCUUUUACACGUUUUACAGCCGGGAAUCUUUAGUGUUGUUUUUCCGGUCGCGCCUGUGUUUUUCGCCGCUCGUUUGGCUCGCAUCCUUUAUGCACAGCACGCUGCUCCAGCCCUUAAAGCGAACACAGGCACCCGUGUCGGACCAGCAUGGCUUCCUGAGCGAGAUGGAAGCGAAGCAGCACUCGAUCAAGAGCCUGAAGAGCUACCCGGAGGCUGGGGGCCGCAGUCUGGCGGCGGCGGCGGGUGGGGACGGCGGCGGAGGGUAUCGCGUCGGCGGCGCGGAGAUGGAGAUGGAGGCGAACAUACAGAAAGCGAUCGACUUCAAAGUGGAGGGUCACCGAUGCUACAAGGAGAAGAAAUUCCGGGAAGCUAUUGGGAAAUAUCACAGGGCACUGCUGCAACUGAAAGGGGUCCAUCUCGUCGACGGGACCACCGGAUCCGAGGUGAACCUCCUCAACCAAGCCGCUGCCAAGCUGACAGAAGAGCAGAGGAGAACGGUGGAGAGCACCGAGAUCGAGUGCUACGACAGCCUCACAGCCUGCUUGCUGCAGUCGGAGCUGGUGAAUUAUGAGCGGGUUAAGGAAUACUGUUUGAAGGUCCUCGGACACCAGCAGGAUCACUUUAAGGCCAUGUACCGUGCUGGGAUUGCCUUCUACCACCUUGGAGACUACGAGUGUGCCCUGCGUUACCUACGCGAUGCCAAGUGCCGUGAACCCACAGACACAAACGUGCUGCGAUACAUCCAGCUGACGGAGAUGAAGAUGAGUAAGAGCAGUCAUCAGGUGCGUGAGAGCGGGAAAGAGUCCUUGGGUUAAAGACGCCCACUGCUCCGCCCCUCAUGCCUCGCCAUAACCCUGAUAGAAAACCUCUCCUCUCGAGUCUCUCCCCCUUUUCCCACAAUGCCCCCCAUCCCGUGGACGACCAGGACACAUGUGCCGCGCCCCCUUCUGAAAGCGGACUGAAAUGGGCACAGCACCCAGCGUCUGUCUUUUCUCGCUCUGUCCCUUUAAAUCCAACGAGAAU